Paramecium octaurelia is the source of this 1796-nucleotide messenger RNA. Lineage: Eukaryota; Ciliophora; Oligohymenophorea; Peniculida; Parameciidae. The record is from the annotation of a GenBank genome assembly.
GGGGUCUAAAUGGCUAAUAGUGAGUAAUCCCAAAAGGUGCAAAAUUACAUCCUAGGUAUGAGAAUAAUAAUUUCAGAGAUCGGACUCUCGGGAAAGGAACAUUUGGUAAAGUGAAAUUGGGUUAUCAUACCAUUUGCAAAGAAUAUGUAGAUGAUUCCUUAAUGUAAGGUUGCUGUCAAGAUACUUCAGAAGAACAAGAUAGAAAAAAAUGCAGAUGCCAUUAGAGUUUAAAGGGAAAUUUCAAUAUUGAAGAAGGUCAAUCAUGAAAAUAUAAUAAAAUUGUAUGAGGUACAAUCAACCUUGUAACACCCUAGAUCUUAGAAUCAGAUGAGAACCUCUAUUUGGUCAUGGAAUAUGCAAAGGGAGGAGAACUCUUCGAUUACAUAGUCAAAAAGCAUCAGUAUUAUAAUAUUAAGAUUGUUAUAGAUUGUCAGAACCAACAGCCGCACAUCUCUUUAUUCAAUUGAUAAAUGCAGUUGAGUAUUUACAUUCAUAACAAAUUACUCAUCGAGACCUGAAACCAGAGAAUCUCUUACUUGAUGAAUCAAGAAACAUUAAAGUUGCUGAUUUCGGACUUAGUAACCUCUACAAAAACAAUGAAUGUCUCAAAACUGCUUGUGGCUCUCCUUGUUAUGCACCACCUGAAAUGUUACGUAUACUCUCAUCUAAUUCUCAUAGAUGGAAAACCUUACUUAGGUGAAAAGAGUGAUAUUUGGAGUUGUGGUAUUGUCCUCUAUGUUAUGUUGUGUGGCUUCUUACCUUUUGAACAUGACAACACCAAGAAACUAUACGAAAUGAUUAAGUACGAGGAUUACGAAUAACCCAAAAAUGUUUCAUUCUUUGCCUAAGAUCUCUUAAAGAAACUCUUGGUUAAAGAUCCAUAAAAUAGGAUUGGAUUCGAUGGAAUCAAGCAGCAUUAGUUUUAUAAAUCAGUCGUUGUCCAAAUAGAUCAAGUUAUUACCAAUUAUGACACAUAAGCCUUAAAAAUGUUAUUAGAAUUAGGAUAUGAUAUCAAUAGCAUUUAUGAUCAAGUCAAAGAAUAGAAGCAUAAUUCUCAAACAACCCUGUUUUGGUUAUUCAAAAAAAAAGCAUCUCAUCGAUACUCCAAUUAUCUCUGUCAAAGAAAACAAAUUUCAUAAGAUAAAAUUCAAAAUAAACAAAGCUAUAAAAAUAAAUUGCAAUAGACACUCUAAACUAAAUAAAUAACCCAAAUGUAGAAUUAAACAGCUCGAUCUAAUAGCAAGAAUAAACUCAGUUUAUCGCUCUAAUAAAGAUAUCCAAUCUCAAAUAAUAAAAUGCAUUUAAAAGAAUUAGCCAAAUUUACUGAUGCUCUUACAGGAAUUCAUGUAAAUUUGAAUAAACUUAAGAAUCACCCUAAAAGAGUACCUGAUUCUCUCAUCGACCAAGUCAGAUAAAAGACAUAUUCUGUUUAAGAUAGAAAAUAUUACAAUAAAACUCCAGAUCUAAGUGAUUUUGCCGUCAAACAACCUUAAAUUAGGAACAAACUUUUCAAUCUCAGAAAAAAGAGCACCACAGAACAAAUAGAAAAAUUGAAUUUUGCUAAUAUCUAUGAAAAUGAUAAAAUUAACACCUAAAUUAAACGUGGUAGAAAUAGGACUGUCAAUGAAAAAAAAAAGCAUAUCCUCAUGGAAAGAUACUCGAACAACUACACACCAAUGUUAAGUCGACAAGGCAGUCCAUUGACUAAGUUAUUAGCCUUAACAAAAAAUUAGAUUUAAGGAAUGAGAAAUUAAAAUCACUUGGAUAAAUAUAUCAUGAUGCUAUCAGACUUGUGA